AUGGCGCGGCCCCGGAGAGCCCGGGAGCCGCUGCUCGUGGCGCUGCUGCCGCUGGCGUGGCUGGCGCAGGCGGGCCUGGCGCGCGCCGCGGGCUCUGUGCGCCUGGCGGGCGGCCUGACGCUGGGCGGCCUGUUCCCGGUGCACGCGCGGGGCGCGGCGGGCCGGGCGUGCGGGCCGCUGAAGAAGGAGCAGGGCGUGCACCGGCUGGAGGCCAUGCUGUACGCGCUGGACCGCGUUAACGCCGACCCCGAGCUGCUGCCCGGCGUGCGCCUGGGCGCGCGGCUGCUGGACACCUGCUCGCGGGACACCUACGCGCUGGAGCAGGCGCUGAGCUUCGUGCAGGCGCUGAUCCGCGGCCGCGGCGACGGCGACGAGGUGGGCGUGCGCUGCCCAGGAGGCGUCCCUCCGCUGCGCACCGCGCCCCCCGAGCGCGUCGUGGCCGUCGUGGGCGCCUCGGCCAGCUCCGUCUCCAUCAUGGUCGCCAACGUGCUGCGCCUGUUUGCGAUACCCCAGAUCAGCUAUGCCUCCACAGCCCCGGAGCUCAGCGACUCCACGCGCUAUGACUUCUUCUCCCGGGUGGUGCCACCCGACUCCUACCAGGCGCAGGCCAUGGUGGACAUCGUGAGGGCACUGGGAUGGAACUAUGUGUCCACGCUGGCCUCUGAGGGCAACUAUGGCGAAAGUGGGGUUGAGGCCUUCGUUCAGAUCUCUCGAGAGGCUGGGGGGGUCUGUAUUGCCCAGUCUAUCAAGAUUCCCAGGGAACCAAAGCCAGGAGAGUUCAGCAAGGUGAUCAGGAGACUCAUGGAGACGCCCAACGCCCGGGGCAUCAUCAUCUUUGCCAAUGAGGAUGACAUCAGGCGGGUCCUGGAGGCAGCUCGCCAGGCCAACCUGACCGGCCACUUCCUGUGGGUCGGCUCAGACAGCUGGGGAGCCAAGACCUCGCCCAUCUUGAGCCUGGAGGACGUGGCCGUCGGGGCCAUCACCAUCCUGCCCAAAAGGGCCUCCAUCGACGGAUUUGACCAGUACUUCAUGACUCGAUCCCUGGAGAACAACCGCAGGAACAUUUGGUUUGCCGAGUUCUGGGAAGAGAAUUUUAACUGCAAACUGACCAGCUCAGGUACCCAGUCAGACGAGUCCACCCGCAAAUGCACAGGCGAGGAACGCAUCGGCCGGGACUCCACCUACGAGCAGGAGGGCAAGGUGCAGUUUGUGAUUGACGCGGUGUACGCCAUUGCCCACGCCCUCCACAGCAUGCACCAGGCGCUCUGCCCUGGGCACACAGGCCUGUGCCCGGCGAUGGAACCCACCGAUGGGCGGACGCUUCUGCAGUACAUUCGAGCUGUCCGCUUCAAUGGCAGCGCAGGAACCCCUGUGAUGUUCAACGAGAACGGAGAUGCGCCCGGGCGGUACGACAUCUUCCAGUACCAGGCGACCAAUGGCAGUGCCAGCAGUGGCGGGUACCAGGCAGUGGGCCAGUGGGCAGAGACCCUCAGACUGGAUGUGGAGGCCCUGCAGUGGUCUGGCGACCCCCACGAGGUGCCCUCAUCUCUGUGCAGCCUGCCCUGCGGGCCGGGGGAGCGGAAGAAGAUGGUGAAGGGCGUCCCCUGCUGUUGGCACUGCGAGGCCUGUGACGGGUACCGCUUCCAGGUGGACGAGUUCACAUGCGAGGCCUGUCCUGGGGACAUGAGGCCCACGCCCAACCACACGGGCUGCCGCCCCACACCUGUGGUGCGCCUGAGCUGGUCCUCCCCCUGGGCAGCCCCGCCGCUCCUCCUGGCCGUGCUAGGCAUCGUGGCCACUACCACGGUGGUGGCCACCUUCGUGCGGCACAACAACACGCCCAUCGUCCGGGCCUCGGGACGAGAGCUCAGCUACGUCCUCCUCACCGGCAUCUUCCUCAUCUACGCCAUCACCUUCCUCAUGGUGGCCGAGCCUGGGGCCGGGGUCUGUGCCGCCCGCAGGCUCUUCCUGGGCCUGGGCACGACCCUCAGCUACUCUGCCCUGCUCACCAAGACCAACCGUAUCUACCGCAUCUUUGAGCAGGGCAAGCGCUCGGUCACACCCCCUCCCUUCAUCAGCCCCACCUCGCAGCUGGUCAUCACCUUCAGCCUCACCUCCCUGCAGGUGGUGGGGGUGAUAGCAUGGCUGGGGGCCCGGCCCCCACACAGCGUGAUUGACUAUGAGGAACAGCGGACAGUGGACCCCGAGCAGGCCAGAGGGGUGCUCAAGUGCGACAUGUCGGAUCUGUCUCUCAUCGGCUGCCUGGGCUACAGCCUCCUGCUCAUGGUCACGUGCACAGUGUACGCCAUCAAGGCCCGUGGGGUGCCCGAGACCUUCAACGAGGCCAAGCCCAUCGGCUUCACCAUGUACACCACCUGCAUCAUCUGGCUGGCAUUCGUGCCCAUCUUCUUUGGCACUGCCCAGUCAGCUGAAAAGAUCUACAUCCAGACAACCACGCUAACCGUGUCCUUGAGCCUGAGUGCCUCGGUGUCCCUCGGCAUGCUCUACAUACCCAAAACCUACGUCAUCCUCUUCCAUCCAGAGCAGAAUGUGCAGAAGCGAAAGCGGAGCCUCAAGGCCACCUCCACGGUGGCAGCCCCACCCAAGGGCGAGGAUGCAGAGGACCACAAGUAG
This is a messenger RNA of Pan troglodytes (chimpanzee), 2634 nucleotides long. It is a transcript of the gene GRM6, whose product is annotated as glutamate metabotropic receptor 6. The record is from RefSeq and is marked provisional. Gene Ontology annotation, biological process: G protein-coupled receptor signaling pathway. Lineage: Eukaryota; Metazoa; Chordata; Mammalia; Primates; Hominidae. Gene Ontology annotation, molecular function: G protein-coupled receptor activity. Gene Ontology annotation, cellular component: membrane.